AUGGAAGCAUUAGUUUGGGCUAUGCAAAGUAUGCUAACCCACAACAAAAGGCAAAUGAAUUUUCAAACAGAUUGUUCAGAGUUGGUAACCAUGGUGUCAAGACCUCAGGACUGGCCGGCUUUUGCGAUUUUGCUUGAAGAGGUGGAAAAGUGCAAAAGGAGCUUCCAGGCGUUCUCUCUAACUCAUAUCCCAAGGACGAAGAACACGAAGGCAGACAAGCUAGCACGGAGUGCUCGAGAUCAGCCUUAUGACGUGUAUUAUGUAAACACAGUUCCACCGGUCACGCUUCCCGUGCCGAAUUAG
Microthlaspi erraticum is the source of this 303-nucleotide messenger RNA. The record is from the annotation of a GenBank genome assembly. NCBI's taxonomy places the organism in Eukaryota, Viridiplantae, Streptophyta, Magnoliopsida, Brassicales, Brassicaceae.